AUGAACGUGUCGCCACGCACUCGCACGACUGCGCUCCACCAAUCGGACACGACGCGGCCACUCGAAGGUGUCGCCCCGCCUUGUGCCCGCCCCAUCACGUUCCGUGCCACUGCUCGGACGCAUCGCAUGAUCACGUCGGCCAAGAAACGUCGUCCGUCUGUGACUACCCGGACGACGACGACGGCGGCGCCUGCUGUGACUACCCGCGCCACAACGACAAGCGGCAACCACUAUACCUGCUGCCCCGACAAGCCGCGACGCGGUCGUCGCCGUCUCUUGCACGACGACGAGCAGCGGAAAGCGCGACGGAAAGCGCAGUGUCGCUUGAACCAGCGUCGCUAUCGCGCCAGGCAACGGGGUAUCAUUAGCACGCUGUCGCUCGAGACGGGUGGACUGAACGGGUACUUGCAGGACCUGUGUGACUACCGGGACUUUUUGACGAGCUACUUGAUGCACGAGCGCAACUUUGUCGCGGGCUUUGACGAAGAGCGGCCGGUGCUUGUUGCCAAGUACUACUUGCGGACGUUUCGCGCAGGUUUUGCACUGCACUCGACCGAGUCGAGCGCGUUGCAAGAGAGUUUCGUGCGCUUGGUGUGUGCCCCCGAUUUGAUUGCUCACGGCGCGACGGCGGAUGGCAUUGACGCGCUGUUGCUGCAGCUCAAGCGCUACACGUCGUACCACGGGACGUUUGACAUGCGGCCGCAGGACGUGCGUGUGCUUGUUGCGCCUUCGCAAGCGACGAAACAAAGUACAAAGCACGAGGCCCUGUGGAUUGUCCAAGCGCGAGGGAGAGUGAAGCUGCGGCUGUCGCGGGAUACGCUCAUGCUCGUGUACCCACAUAUCCUGCAGCAUCACGAUCAGCUCGCGCAGCGUGUGGUGGGGCAGACGAUCGAGCCGGAGUUCACCGUGACGUUCUACUUUGACGCCAAUGCAAAAGUGACCAAGCUGGAUCAACACAUUGACUUUGCAGGGGCGUUUUCGCAAUUGUUGGGCGUUGCCGAGGACGUGGCUACGUUGCUGGACGGCAUGCUCAUUUCGCCCUUUUCCGAGUUGGGACUGGACCCGCAAGGGCGGACGGCCGAGUCGGCCCUCACGCGAGGAUGCAAACAGCUUAGUCUCAAGUAUAUUUUGCUGUAA
Messenger RNA from Hyaloperonospora brassicae, 1137 nucleotides. The record is from the annotation of a GenBank genome assembly. NCBI's taxonomy places the organism in Eukaryota, Oomycota, Peronosporomycetes, Peronosporales, Peronosporaceae.